UCUUGAAUGAGAGGAGAUCUUUUUUUCAGAUGAAUUAAAAGAAAAAAAUGAGAGGAGAUCAAUAAAAGAGAAACUUUGAAAACUCAGAAGGUUUAGCCCAAACCCAAACUAUUUGGGUCAAUCAAGGCAGGUAAAGCUGGGUCUCAUCUUUCGUUGUCAGCCCAAUACCAUAGCAGAAACAGAGAAUUUGGAUAAAUCCAAACAAUUGGCAUAAACUUGAAAGCUGAAGACUAAACAGGUCUGUGUACGGAAAAAAUCUAAACACCAAAAUUAGGAACAGAAGAAGCUAGCUCAUGAGGUGCAAACUGAACAGGAUAACCAAAGAUGCAAACCCUUUUUCAGCCCUGUAAGUCUUUAUCUUUCCAAAACAUUUCAUUACCACUUAAUACUAACAAUUUCAUUGUCUCAUGCAACUCUUCUGUCCACGCCAAAUGCUUUCAUUCCUCAAGUUUUCAAUUGUUUUCUAGUAUUGGGUUACUCAAAAGUCUGUCUUUUUCCAAAAAUUCUCCACUUUGGAGAAGUACCCAGAUCUCUUUUUGCUCUCAAAAUGAUACCUUUGAUAAUUUAUCAAGUACUCAAGUGCCUGAGGAGCAGGAAGAAGAUAGAAUUCGAGAGAAUGAAGAGCUUGAAUUGUUAAAUAAGCCUUCUCCUGUAGUUAUAAAUAAUGGGUUAAGUAUAGAAGUUGAUAAAGAAUCUGAAACAAUUGAUAAAGAUGAGGCUUUAGCCCCUUUUUUGAAGUUCUUUGAGCCUAGAGAUUCAUUAGAAGAAAUAAAGGAAGAGGGUAAGGAAUUGGGUGUUAUAGAGGGGAAUAGUAAUGGGAAUAAUGAAGAUAAAGAAGCUAAGAAGGUUAAUGUGGACUACUAUGAGCCAAAACCUGGUGAUUUCGUUGUAGGUGUUGUGGUUUCAGGUAAUGAGAGUAAGCUAGACGUAAAUGUUGGGGCAGACUUGUUAGGCACAAUGUUGACAAAGGAGGUGCUGCCUUUGUAUGACAAAGAGAUGGAAUAUUUGUUGUGUGAUAUGGAGAAGGAUGCUGAGCGAUUUAUGGUUAGAGGGAAGAUCGGAAUUGUUAAAGAUGAGGCCGCUAUGAGUGGAGGACCAGGGCUAGGAAGGCCGGUUGUGGAGACUGGAACCAUACUGUUUGCGGAAGUUCUUGGAAGGACAUUAAGUGGCCGGCCAUUGCUUUCGACUAGACGUUUAUUUCGGCGGAUAGCUUGGCAUCGAGUGAGUCAGAUAAAAGAACUGAAUGAACCUAUUGAGGUUAGAAUUACAGAGUGGAACACUGGGGGUUUGCUUACGAGAAUUGAGGGAUUGCGGGCUUUUCUCCCAAAGGCUGAGUUAAUGAACAGGGUGAAGAAUUUCAAGGAGUUGAAAGAAAAUGUGAGUCGUCGAAUAAAUGUACUGAUUACUCGAAUAAAUGAGGAUAACAAUGAGCUAAUACUGAGUGAAAGGGAAGCUUGGGAAAUGUUAAACCUUCGGGAGGGAACGCUUCUUGAAGGAACUGUUAGGAAAAUAUUUCCAUAUGGAGCCCAAGUAAGGAUUGGUGAAACCAACCGAAGUGGGCUGCUGCAUAUCUCAAACAUCACACGGAGCCGAGUUACUGCCGUCAGUGACUUGCUUAAAGUUGAUGAGAGGGUCAAAGUUCUCGUUGUGAAAUCAAUGUUUCCUGAUAAAAUUUCGCUCAGUGUUGCUGACCUUGAGAGUGAGCCAGGCCUCUUCGUAUCAAAUAAAGAGAAAGUGUUUGCUGAGGCAGAAGAAAUGGCAAAGAAGUAUAGACAAAAGCUACCUGCUGUAUUAGCCACUCGUAAGUCAGCAACCCCUCUAAGCAGCACCUUAACUUUUGACGACGAAGCAACUAUGUAUGCAAAUUGGAAGUGGUUCAAAUUUGAAAGGGAUUAAUGAAGCUUACUGAUCUAACAUUACGCUAUCCCAUUAACUAAUUUGGAGGGCGGAGAAGUCAAGCCUCAUUCGUCACUCCUCCAGUCACUCUAAACCCAAAAUGGGCACUGGUGGGGAAAAAAAAGGAAGGAGCCUUUUAUCAGGCAAGAGUAAGAGUUCUCAAUGUGCAACAGGAAUGAAAUUUAUAGGGCUUUUUUUUUUUUUGUGCACUGCUAUUUCCAUUAUUUAGAGAAGCGACAACAGCAUAUGAUGAUUGAUAAUCAUAGCCUCAGCCUGGACGUGAGCUCUGUCCAGUUGUACAAAUACAACGUGUAUUAAGCAUCAAAUUCUUUUCACACUGAUAAAUUCUAAUUCUUUUACAAGCAAUUGUGAGAUUCAUGUUUCUGGCGA
Ricinus communis (castor bean) is the source of this 2286-nucleotide messenger RNA. RefSeq names its product protein PIGMENT DEFECTIVE 338, chloroplastic. NCBI's taxonomy places the organism in Eukaryota, Viridiplantae, Streptophyta, Magnoliopsida, Malpighiales, Euphorbiaceae. Gene Ontology annotation, molecular function: RNA binding. The record is from RefSeq and is a predicted model, not a curated record. The coding region runs from base 325 to 1896 and encodes 523 amino acids. Gene Ontology annotation, biological process: RNA stabilization. The transcript has 8 exons.